AUGGGUGACACAAACAAGUUUGAGACUGUCCCAUCGGGGAAGAAAAGUCCCGCUGAAAAACGCAUUGUUUUGAACAAUUGCCAGGGCGGAAUCGGAAUAAAAAUUGUUGGUGGAAGGACUAGUGGUGGACCUAGUUAUGGAAUAUUUGUGAAACGAAUUAUAGCUGGUAGCGUUGCAGAGAAAACUGGCGUAUUAAAAGAAGGAGAUAAAAUUAUUCAUGUCAACAAUGAGAGCCUUCAUGAGGUUACUAAUGAAAAAGCAAUGAGCGUUCUUGUAAACGCAGCCAAGGCGGGAACUGUAACUCUGUUAGUAGAAAGAAGUGCAUUUGCUGCACAAGAGUAUAAUAAGUUACUUGGAGUUUUGAGAAAUGGGACGGCAAAGUAUGGUGAUUUUUCUGGCAGUCACAGUUUCGAACGUUCUACAGUGGUUUCACCCACCCUCAUUGAAAAACGGUCAUGGGUUUUAGCCAAUGGUAGAAUGUCACCAAUGUCAUCUGGGAAUAUGUCUCCCAGAGGUCUGGAGUUUGGAAAGGAUGGUACUAAAGGUGGGGACCUAUCGAAUACAGUGGAUAUGCUUAUAAACAGUGAACGACCUGCAUCCCUUGCCGAGUCUAAUGUUGAUUCGGGUUUACAGUCUUCGUCAUCCACCUUGAAAAGUUUAACGAAUGUAAUGGUUACUCACAUUCCUGUCACAAAUGGACUGGGUAUGAGUGUCACAGGCGGUACCAACCAUUCAGAUGGUCCAGUUGUGAUCGUUAAAGAGCUUGUUAACGGUGGCGAUGUUUUUCAUGAUGGUCAAAUUCAACCUGGCGAUCAGAUUGUUAGUAUUAAUGGUGAGUCAUUUCUUAAUGUUACACAUGAGGAAGCCAAGAUGAAACUGACCCAAGUUAAACUUCGAGCAGAGAGUGAAUUUGAGAUAACCUAUGUGUGUCAAGGUAUGGUCAGCAGAGAGGCGAGUUUUGGUGAGGGCAAUCUGGUUGGAACAGGGGAACCAGUGGCAACAGUGGUUGGUAAAGCGGAAACAAACAAACAAGUUGAAAGCUCUCGGUUAUUUGAUCAGCAUAAUCUUGAUGAAAAUGGUAAUUAUGGUACAACACAAUCUUAUCCAACUAACCACUUCUCUUCAAUCAUGCAAUCCUCAAUACAACCAUCAUCUAUACAAUUUUACCUUCAACAAGACCUAAGAGGGUCUCGUGAGUCAACAACUCCUAGGGAUACAAUGCCGGACACUGCUAGGAAACCUCCAAAGCGUCGACUUUCUUUGGCACCAGCAUCCAAACUUCGUAUUGAAAAGUUGGAAGUUGCUUUGAGUUAUUUAGGGGUUGAGUUAACAGCAGAACAGCAAAAAGAAAUCAGAGGGAAAUUGCAUAUUGAUGUAAGUGGUUGUGUUUCAUACGGUGACUUUGUUGAUGUUGUGCAAGAUGUUUUAAGUGUCGAGUUAAACGAUCAUAGUGGGGUACUUAGCAGAACCAAAUUGCAGUUUGCUUUGAGUGGUUUGCAAAAGAAUGAAGCACCUUUGGUUCAAACCUCUCUAGUAGCCAGACAAGCUUCUCCAAACGUCAUGGACAGUCGUAUUGCAGACCUGACAAGGCAACGUGAUAAUGCAUUAGCUGAGGUUGAUUUGUUAAAACAACAGUUAGACGAAAAGCAAAGUUUGACAUUAUCCGAAGUAGAACAAAUGGAAAGAAUAAAAAGAACUGCAGAAGAGGCACUGGAAGAGAGCAUGACCCUCAAAGACCAGGUCUACCUUGCCAGACAGGCAACAGAAGCUGCUGUGCGGAGAGAUGAGGAUUAUGAACAAGUUAUCAGAUUGUUAGAAGAUGAACUUCGUCUUGUGAAGACACAAGGCACUCCCAAACAACAAGAGGUUCAAGAUUUACAAAAGAAGGUCGUUGUUUUAGGAUGUCAGUUGCGAAAAAAUGAAGUUAUGAAAAGGACCUACGAAGUUUCUACUCAAAAGUUACUAACUCUUGCAGAUCGUGUUUAUGAUUACCUGAAACAUGGUGGGGUGUCUCCAGCAAGUUCCUCCAUCUCUCCACAGACCCCUGGUUCACCACCAUCUUACUUGCCGCAAAGAGCAAUGUUACAUAAACUUGCAGAUGAAGCUCUAGAUGUUGCACAUGGUGUAAGGGUAUUACUUGAAGAAGAGCCUCUGCCAUUUGGUUGGGAAGAGGCAUACACUAAUGAAGGGGAACGAUAUUAUAUUAACCACAUGAGUCAAGUGACGUCUUGGUUACAUCCUGUUACGCACACAACUAAAGUUAGAGAAAAAGAUGUGUAA
Paramuricea clavata is the source of this 2280-nucleotide messenger RNA. NCBI's taxonomy places the organism in Eukaryota, Metazoa, Cnidaria, Anthozoa, Malacalcyonacea, Plexauridae. The record is from the annotation of a GenBank genome assembly.